This is a messenger RNA of Frankliniella occidentalis (western flower thrips), 1648 nucleotides long. RefSeq lists its product as uncharacterized. The transcript has 3 exons. The coding region runs from base 114 to 1415 and encodes 433 amino acids. The record is from RefSeq and is a predicted model, not a curated record. Lineage: Eukaryota; Metazoa; Arthropoda; Insecta; Thysanoptera; Thripidae.
UUGAAAUCGCCGGGUUGGAGUGUGAAAUUCCGUAUUUUCCUUGUUUUGCGUUCGAUUUUUGUCUUUUUAUAGUGUCGAACAAGUAAAAAAAAGUAAUUUGGAGGUAUUACACGAUGAACUUAGAUCUCAACGUGGUUGUGAAUGCUCUAGAGCGUGGAGAAGUACUCAAUACCUCCAGUAGUAGUAGCAGUAGUAGCAGCAGUAGCAGCAGCCGCAGCAGUAAUGAUUCGCUCUUUAAUUCCACUGGAGGUUCAGAGGAAGCGAUUGAAGAUGACGAAAUAGUGCAGAUGUUUGGAGCAUAUCAAGAACUGCUUUUUGGUGCCCCUCGUAAAAGGGUUGAAGACUAUCUCAAUAUUGUCCACCAGAAGGAUGACGAACAGUUUCGAAGAGAAUUUAGGCUCCCUAGACCUGUAGUCGAUGACCUAAUUGGUGAGCUGCAUGCCAGUGACUUCAUUCCAAACACCCCUGGGGGAAAGGAUACAAUAAGUGCAGAACUAAGUCUCUUAAUGUUUUUAAGCAUGGUGAGCAGUGACAAUGUACUCAGAGAAACUGCCAAUUUAUUUGGAUGUGGUGAAACAACCGUAUUUAGAGUUGUACGAAGAGUUACAGACUGGCUUUUACAUAUUUCGCCUGACCAUAUUGUCUGGCCCCGGGGUGAAGAUAUCCAACCAACUUCUGCUGCGUUUGCUACGAGGGCAAAUAUUCGCAAGUGCAUUGGUGCUAUUGAUGGCUCUCACAUUGGCAUUGAGAAACCUGAGUUUUAUGGCAGGGUUUAUUGGUGCCGCAAAGAGAAGUACUCUAUUGUCCUGCAGGCUGUUGUCAAUUUUGAAAUGAUAUUCACAAAUGUACAGUGUGGUAGUCCUGGCUCUUUCCAUGACAUACGUGUGUUACGGAGAACAGGAUUGUACAGAGCAGCAGAACGUGACCUCGAGAACACUUUCCCUCGGGGCACUUUUUUAUUGGGGGACAAAGGCUAUGUUGGUGUUGGUGAAAGAUGGAUUGUCACUCCUUUCAAGGACUACGGCAAUCUUACUCGAGAGCAGACUGAUUUUAAUACAAGAGUAUCCUCAACUCGUGUUGUUGUUGAACAGGCCUUUGGACUUUUAAAAAGUCGUUUCAGAUACUUGAGAGGAACAAUGAGACUCAGGGAUAUUCGUUUUGCUGCAAGAGUAGUUAUUGCUUGCUGUGUUUUGCAUAAUAUCUGUAUGAGGAGAGAUGACUAUGGUGAAGACUUGAUUGAUGAGGAAGACAAUGAUGACAGUGAUGAAAAUGAAGGUGCUGAUUCUGAAGAUGAUAUUGAUAACAAUGACAACGCGCCGGUGGCACAAAAUCGGACACUUUCUGCCUUCAGAGAACUAUAUCCAGAUGCUGUUAUUCCUGUAAGGCAGAGGCGUGCGGCAAAUGCACUUGUAUGAAACUUGUAACUCACUAUAUGUACGUGCGUAUUGACUUGGUGGAAAGCCAUGUUGAAGUGUAUGUAUCUGCAAAUUCUAUGCACCAUCUGCUAAUAAAGGAGCUAACACUCUCUUGUCAAAGUAACGUACCACCUGUCCAUGAGGUGCAUAAAUUAACUAUAGAAAAUGAUCAUCUGAAAGGUGAUGGUUUGAGUACACUGAAGUGUGUGCAGGAAAGUGCAGUAAUGAUCAGA